Capsicum annuum is the source of this 1365-nucleotide messenger RNA. RefSeq lists its product as uncharacterized. The record is from RefSeq and is a predicted model, not a curated record. Lineage: Eukaryota; Viridiplantae; Streptophyta; Magnoliopsida; Solanales; Solanaceae. The transcript has 4 exons. Bases 1 to 1365 code for a protein of 454 amino acids.
AUGGAUAAUGCUGCAGGAGGAUCAUUUGUGGAUCUCAUUUUUCCAGAAGCCUCAAAAAUGCUCAAUAGGAUGACUAAGCAAAGUAGAGCUUGGAAUACCAGGGAUUCUGUGGUAUCAAUCCCUACUGUUUCUAUUGGUAUGACUAUAGAGCAAUACAAGAAAAAGGAGGAACAAGAUCAGUAUAUGGCACAUUUGAAGAUAUGGGUGGAUUUGCUGACUAAACAUUUAUUAUUUGGAAAAAUGGAAACGGUAAAAGUUAUUGCAUCCCAAGGCAAAGAUGACUCUGAUUUGGAAGAAGAGAGAGGUAAGGUAUUACCAGGCCCUUCUAUGGGAAAAUCUAUGAUUGAAGAUAUGAUCAAAAAAGAUAUUGAACAUGAAGAAAGUUAUCCAGUGGAGCCUGAGAAAUUGGAUGGUAUUGGUAUCCCUUCUAAUCAUCAACAGAUUGAUGAGUUAGAAAGAGAAAAAAACAAGGAGAAGAAAGUAGUGUUGACUGUGAAUGUGCUUUUGGUGAAGGAACUUGAGCAGAUGCCAGGAUAUGCUAAAUUUAAGAAGUAUCUUGUGAUGAAUAAGAUAGAAGUAAGCUAUGAACUAGUGGUUAAUAUACACCAUUGUAGUGCUAUUUCUACAAGAUCCUUGAUGCAAAAGAAGGCAGACCCAAGAGCAAUCACCAUUCUUUGUACUAUUGGGUCUCUUGACUUUGAUAAGGCCUCAUAUGAUCUUGGAGCGAGCAUUAAUCUAAUGUCGCUAGAUAUUUAUAAGAAUUUAGGUUUGGGGGAUCCUACACCCACAAACAUACAACUUGUGAUGGCAGAUAAAUCAGUGAAGCGGCCUGUGGGAAUAUUAUAUGAUGUUCUAGUAAAGGUGGAUAGUUUUAUAUUUCUUGCAAACUUUGUUAUUCUAAAAUGUGAGGUGGAUUUUGAGGUGCCCAUAAUCUUGGGUCGACCUUUUUUUGCAACCAAAAAUGUGCUUAUUGAUUUGCGAGCUAAUGAGCUCCUGUUUAGGCUAAAUGAUAAAGAUGAGCAGGAGGUACCGAUAGAGGAGAAAUUUGUUGUGGAGCCCUUAAAUGCAGUUCUAAUAAAUUUUGAUAGUGAAGGAAUUGAAGAGUAUGAGGAGACUAUUUGUGCUUUUAUGUCAUACUCUUAUGCUCCCAAGAAGCUUGAUCUGGAUCUUAAAAAUUGCCCAACACCACCGACUAAGCCGUCUAUUGAGGAGCCACCAGUGUUGAAGUUAAAGAAAUUUCUAGGGCAUCUUCAAUACGUGUUUUUAGGUAGUGGAAACAUGUUACCUAUGAUUAUUGUGGCUGAUUUGGGUGAGCAGGAGGUGGAGGCACUUAUUUCAGUGCUUAAAGUUACAAAAGGGAGAUAG